CCCCGUGGCCCAGGAAUCGCCACGGCUCCGAACCCCGCCUUCCCGUGGGGCACCUUCCUCCAGCGCGCAGACCUUCCCCAAAGCGCCGAUAACUUGCACGUGUUCCUCCUGAUAUGCGGACUCCGGCCGGUCAAAGACCCCCUCUACCUGGUGGACGCCUUCUCGGAAUGGCACCGGGAGGAGCCCAGCGCGUUCCUGGUGAUCGUCGGCCCCGAAGUGGACCCGGUGUUCACGCGGGAAGUCAAGGCCAAGGUGGAGAGGUCGGCGGGGGUGCGGCUGCUCCCCGAGAUGCCCCAGGGCGACCUGCACGCGGCCGAGAAGAACUGCCUCGCCCUGGUCAACAGCUCGCUCUCCGAGGGCAUGUCGGCGGCCAUUCUGGAGGCCAUGGACCUGGAGGUGCCGGUGCUGGCCAGGAACAUCCCGGGGAACGCGGCCGUGGUCCAGCACGGGGUCACGGGGCUGCUGUUCUCCGACCCUCAGGAGUUCGUGCAGCUGGCGAGGCGGCUGGUCCGCGACCCUGAGCUGGGGGCCGAGCUGGUGGCCCAGGGGAGGGAGUACGUGAGGACGCGCCACUCCUGGCAGGCGGAGCGGGACACCUACCAGCGCCUCGUCCGGACGCUCGAGGGGGACGCGGCUCGGCCGGCCCGCUGACAGGCGCCCCCGCUUUUAACGCGUCUGACGGGCACCCGGGUCAAGGCCCCGUGUCCGGGCAUCGAGAGGCGAGGAAGGGCCGGCUGAGCCUGGAAGGAGGAGACGCGUGGCCGAUGCAGAUGCCGCUGGUUCUGAAAUUCCGCUCCGGGAAGCCGGGCGCUGUCCCUGGUCCUGACCUCCCGGUGCGCGGCUCCUGGUACCUCACGUCCCUGACCUCCGCCUUCACAUCCACACGCACCCAGGCCUCGUGUGCGGGGGAAGAGCAUGUUUUUAAGAGAAUAAAGUGCGUCCCAGCCGCC
Molecule: messenger RNA, 950 nt
Organism: Myotis myotis
Lineage: Eukaryota; Metazoa; Chordata; Mammalia; Chiroptera; Vespertilionidae
Product: glycosyltransferase 1 domain-containing protein 1-like
Exons: 7
Molecular function (GO): glycosyltransferase activity
Source: RefSeq, a predicted model, not a curated record